AUGGCAGUCAGUAAGACUAAUAGACCGGAUCGUCUAGUUUGGCAUUUUACUAAGUCGGGGAAAUACUCGGUGAAGACCGGGUAUCGGGUCGCUCGGGAAUUAAUUGCGGAAGUUGAAUACGGCCCAACGUGUACGGCUUUAAGGGCUCAAUCCUGGGAACUUGACGUCCCCCCGAAGAUCCAACACUUUUUCUGGCAGAUCGCUUCAGGUACUCUUCCAGUUCUAGAACGGUUAGCACAUCGGGGUAUUCGGUGUGAUACACGGUGCAAAAGAUGUGACUUAACAGCAGAGACUAUAAAUCACGCGCUUUUUGAGUGUCCUCGGUCGCGACAGAUUUGGGAGUUGACUCCGUCGGGUGUCACGGAUAUAGCUUUACAGCUUCCAUGGAUCAUUUGGUCUCUUUGGAAAGAUAGAAAUAAAAAGGUAUUCCAAGGCAUAGAGGCUGAACCAAAUGAUAUUCUCGGUCAGGCGGCCAAUGAUAAAGCACUUUGGGAGGAGGCCAAAGCUUUUUCGAGAGGACACAUGGCACCAACGCCACCUUUAGAGGAUAGGAUCUUUUCCUCAUGCUGUCAGAUAGACGGUUCAUGGAAAGGCUCAGAUCCUUUUCAGGGUCUGGGUUGGUGGUACUGUAAUGAUGAAGGUUCGACGCUGCUUCUGGGAGCAAGAAGUUUUCGUCGUGGAUCUACGCCCCUUCAUGCGGAGCUGCAAGCCCUGAUUUGGGCGAUGGAGGUUCUCUUGGAGGCUAGGGUGGACUGUCAAGCCUACGAGACGGAUUGUGCAGAGUUAGUCGAGAUGGUGCAGACUCCAGACGACUGGCCGGCCUUCGCGAAUUUGAUGGAGGAUUUCUCAUUGCUCAGAUCGUCAUUCCCUUCCUUCACCCUUUCCAAGAUCCCUCGGGAGUCCAAUGCCAGAGCUGUCUGUCUGGCCCGCUUUUCACGAUCUUUGCCUUAUGAAACUUCUUUUGUAAACAGCUAUCCUCCCCUUUGGGCUACCAAUCGUGGAGUUCUCUUUUAA
This is a messenger RNA of Camelina sativa (false flax), 1014 nucleotides long. The record is from RefSeq and is a predicted model, not a curated record. NCBI's taxonomy places the organism in Eukaryota, Viridiplantae, Streptophyta, Magnoliopsida, Brassicales, Brassicaceae.